Molecule: messenger RNA, 1830 nt
Organism: Orbicella faveolata
Lineage: Eukaryota; Metazoa; Cnidaria; Anthozoa; Scleractinia; Merulinidae
Biological process (GO): calcium-ion regulated exocytosis
Cellular component (GO): exocytic vesicle; plasma membrane
Molecular function (GO): calcium ion binding; phosphatidylserine binding; SNARE binding
Source: RefSeq, a predicted model, not a curated record
UUUGUUUUGAAAGUCCCACUGUGUAACUUGCGUCCCAGCAUAAUUAAUUCCGUACCAUGUGACCGGCUCGUGCAAAGGGCUUAUUGCAAAAACUAACGAUUUUUCUACUCGAUAUCCCGUAUUAUUAUUUUUCCCCCAAAGAUCCUGUACUCCGUUAAUUUUUUUACCUAAAUAUCCCGUAUGCCCGAAAAUCUCUAAUAGGGCCUCAAUUACAUCAGUGCUUGGUAUUUGCAGAUGGUUGUAGAAGUUCAAAGAGCUUCGUCACAAAAAGUGCAGAUUUUGAAGGGAACAAAUUUUCACGGUUUGCCAUUCGUGAUCCAACUAAAAGUGGUCUUUCUUGGACUAAACAAUUUUUUUGUUUGCCUUCAUAUUGUUUGCUGGUUUUUUUUUGUGCUUCUGAGGGUCCUUUUUUGACGAUUUUUAAAUGCGGAUAAAAAAGUGUCCGAAAAUAAAACAGUCCAAACUAUUUACAGUACAGUAUAAAACUUUUUUAAAAAAAAACUCCAAUAACGUUUUUAAAAAAGAAUUUGAUCAUUUAUUUUCCUCAGGAGAAGGCAAAACAGCGAUUACGCUUGAUGUCUCGCCGCCGGCGCCGUCGACACAGGUCAUUUGAGAUUGAGAUGGACUAUGAAGAACUAACAGUGCGGACAUUGCAGUUUUGCGUCAUGGGGUAUGACGCGUACUCGAGACAGAAGGUCAUCGGUGAUGUGUUACUGCCACUUGCAGAACUUGCAAACCAGGGAAUUGAUAUUACUAGGGAACUCGUCAUGUGGAGGGACAUACAGACCCGUCAACCGCACUCAUCAUUAUUACGUGAAAGAAUGGCAGCUGCGGGUCCGGAUCUGUCUACCAUACAGCCCUCUCGUUCACAGGAAGAGUGUCAGGCUGAGCCUGCGAAGGACAGCGGCCAACCAACGGAAACUGAGUGCUAUGCUUCCUGAACAAAACCACGAUAAGAGCUUUCCCGCCAGAGGAAACCUGGGGCCUAUCGACCUGACAAUGCUCAAAUUAUUGUUACAGUUUCAAUCGCAUGAUUCUACCAACAUAAAGGGCAUGAACCUUUAAAAGACAAGUGCUAGUAAAACAAAAAAGAAAAAAGAGGUCAAAGAGCCGGGAUGGGUAACAAAUUCAAAAGUUUACUUAGAAGGCUCUAUGAAGUGAGUUUGCGUGAAUACAAGUCUAAAAUCACUCACCCUCUAGACAGCUUCCUUCGCAUCUAUUAAUUGGCCGUCACACAACAUCGUUUCUUAUUCGAACGAACUUUCUUCGUCCCGACACUCGUCAAGCUGGCAACCGUAGAGAAUCCAAUCCAUCCCAACAGUGGGAAGAAAUCUGGAUGUAAAUUAAGCCGAGAACUAUUUUUUUCCACUUGAUAAAUUAAGUUUUAUAACUUUUUAAAGAUCUGGGUGAGACCAACGUGUUUGCAAUAACAUGGCUGCACUGUUAUGUUUAAAAAAAGGAAAACAAGUUAGUUUUUCAUGUACUUACUCGGCCACGUCGUCCAGUCCCUGAUUUCUCCCUCCCCUCCCUUCAUGAGAGAUGAGCCCGGCAGAUUUCAGGCUAACUUGCAUGCGCAUGCUCAGGACGCGGCCAUUUCCUCUCUCCCCCAAAACAGGGGAAAAACAUAUAUGACAAAACAUUAUGAACCGCGCACACCUAGUGACCGUCUAUAUCAAUUACAGGGAGAAACAACUGAACAAACGUCAAAAAUCUUACCUACAAUCAUGGACAGAAGUGUUGACACGUUUGAGCAAACCAAGCGCUUUCUAUCGUCGUCCUUCCGUAAUUGAAAAAAAAAAUUUUGUCGAUAGUUAAAUCCCCCAUCCCCUU